Didymodactylos carnosus is the source of this 603-nucleotide messenger RNA. Lineage: Eukaryota; Metazoa; Rotifera; Eurotatoria; Philodinida; Philodinidae. The record is from the annotation of a GenBank genome assembly.
AUGAGUGUUGUACUAAAAAGUACCGAUUCUCCUAUUCCAUCUGUCGAAAAUGGUGAUCUAUUUCUUUGUUAUUCAUUCGCAUCAGCAAUUAAUUCAACUAAUCUCAAAGCAGUGUUCGAUAAACAGCCUGCAAAUGAAGAAACGACACAAGAAGAUCAAAAUUCAUUAAUACCGUCCACUAGUGAUUCUCAACAAGUAUUGACUGAUGAACCACCAUCUAUAUCAGCAGAAGAAAAUGAAAAAGAUAAAUGGAAUGUGGGUGAUCAAUGUUUAUGUCCGUAUUCAUCCGAUGGUCUCUACUAUCGUGGUACAAUAAAAGAUCUAUCGGACACGUGUCUCGUUUAUUUUGAUGAUUAUGGAAAUGAAGAACUCCAUGAUGUGAAUGAAUUAGUUUCAUUUGAAGAUCUAAAUCAACUAUCUCCUUUGAGUAUAUCAUCUUCGAUAUUUCAACAACCAUCAAUAGCUAUUCCACCACCAUUGAUGACUAUACCAUCACACGAUAAUAAUGACAGUGAUCAUUUAUCAUCAACAUUAAUGUCAUGGUAUUUGGCCGGUUAUCAUACAGGAUAUUAUGUGGGAUUAAAAGCUGUCACAAAAAAAUAA